Molecule: messenger RNA, 1249 nt
Organism: Cladocopium goreaui
Lineage: Eukaryota; Dinophyceae; Suessiales; Symbiodiniaceae
Source: the annotation of a GenBank genome assembly
GCCUUGAGUCAGAGCACUCGGGAGCCAAGCUGCGAGCGACCUGAAUCACGGAAUUCCAGUGCAAGCGAUUGCCAAGGUGGAUUCCGUCAAUCACGUGGUCGGAUGCUGCUAGAGCGUGGAGCGCGUUCGGCCACACCGACAUUGAAGGAGAACAGCCUCUACCACCACAAUGACCGUCACCAUCCUCUCAAAUCACGGCCCACCAGCCAAUAUCGGAAUUCUCCUGCGCUUUUCAGCGAUGACAAUUUGGGAUCAUUCCAUUUGGGAUCAUUCCAGCUACAAGAUGAAGAGGUUUUGGCAAUCACAGCAGCUGCAGCUUCAAGGAAUGCGUUCGACCCGUUCGACCCUAUGGAUCCAAGAUAUCCAAGCGCUCCUUUCAAGGACGUGAUGAGGGUGUCUCCGUUCACGCCCCGGGAAUCUCCCUGCCGACCAGGCAGUUCGUUUCGUGCCCGAGUGAAUCCACAGGUUCAGUUUGACAACAGAAAUUGGAGAGGUGUACAUCGGCCCCCUUCGGCGCACGAGUCGUCGGAUGGCAUGUUUCUUGGUCCAGGCCCGAAGAGAGCUGGCUUUCUUGGAUGCGAAACAGGCCACAGUACUCAAUACUCUUGUCUAUCCGAAUCCUGGUGGAAGAGAAGCCCCGGUUCAGACAGGCGUCGCCAGGGUGAUUUCCAGCGAGUUACGCUUCCCUCACAAGAGCCUGGUUGGGACUCGGAGCUUGGUUACUUGGCUUGCGGCUGCGAUUACCGCGAAGCAUGUCCACACUGGCCAUCCGGACGACCUGUGAAGGCCAGUGGAGAUCCGCCAUCUCUGCCUGGAGCCGAAGGCGGCCAGGCAAAAGGCCUUGGGCUCUCCUUGGCGCCGCCACCAAAUGCGUCCUGAAGAUAUUUUUUCUUCGUGGCAGCUUCCUUUCUAGUUGUCCAUUUGCUGGCAUCAAGAACGGACUUCCAACUACACGGAACUACACAGCAAACUGCUAAACUACCUAGUAGCUGCACUCUCAAAAUGGUCUGGGCAGUUUAGGAUAAUUGUCCAUGUCAAUUUAGCGUUUUGUCCUCACCUACCUGAGCUCGUUGCCUUUUUCAUCUGUCUAUGAUAGGUCCGUGAUAGGUCCAUGCCCAUGGGAGUUGAAGCGACCAAGGUGACAGUGCCCGAAUGGUUUCGCAGUCGCAGCCAGCUUUGAGAGUUCUGGCUGUACACUGUACACCACCCCAAAAACAUGAACGAAGCUGUUGUGCCAGCUGGAGCCAGC